Molecule: messenger RNA, 1280 nt
Organism: Leopardus geoffroyi (Geoffroy's cat)
Lineage: Eukaryota; Metazoa; Chordata; Mammalia; Carnivora; Felidae
Gene: NR2C2AP
Product: nuclear receptor 2C2 associated protein
Exons: 5
Coding region: 281-700 (139 amino acids)
Source: RefSeq, a predicted model, not a curated record
UGCGCGGUAUCCUCGUGGUUCCGGGUCCUGCUCUGGUUCUCGGCGCUGUUCGCAGAGACUGAAGCUCGGAGUCCGAGCGACCCCCGGAAACCCACAGGAAACCUGUUUCCCUUACUUGAACCUGCUGUGAGAAUCUAGCCGCGGGUCACUGCAGUUUCUUUGAAACCUUUGUAGACUCUGAGGCGUGGUCAAGGUCGAACGGCUGUGGCUGCCUGCGUUGGCGUCGGAAUACGCGCACCGGCUACACCGGCUGAGCCCUGCGAGGCUUUGUGGAGCCGAGAUGACCCACUCUUUGGUUUGUCCAGAGACAGUGAGCAGAGUGAGUUCAGUGCUGAAUCGCAACACUCGGCAGUUUGGAAAGAAGCAUCUGUUCGAUCAGAAUGAGGAAACGUGCUGGAACUCGGACCAGGGCCCCUCUCAGUGGGUGAUACUAGAGUUUCCUCAGCGCAUCCGUGUCUCCCAGCUGCAGAUCCAGUUCCAGGGGGGUUUCUCCAGUCGACGGGGUCACCUGGAAGGUUCCCAGGGGAAUGAGGCUCUUAGCAAGAUUGUGGACUUCUACCCUGAGGACAACAACUCACUUCAGACCUUCCCUGUGCCAGUUGCCGAGGUGGACCGGCUGAAGGUGACAUUUGAGGACGCCGCUGACUUUUUUGGCCGAAUUGUCAUCUACCACCUGCGUGUGCUGGGGGAGAGGGCAUGAGGCCACUGGGUACUAACUAACUCCUCCAGGAAGCCCUUGGGGAAGCACAGUGAAGUCCUUCAGGUUAUGCACAGAAGGUUUAUUGGUUCCUCUUGGGAAGGAUCCCCUCCCACUGUCUGUCCAGGAGCUGCCUUUGAAGCCAGUUCUGGGUUCCCCCAGCUCUGCGUCAACUGUUUUGUUCCCUGAGUAUCUGAGUCCCCAGCAGGCAGCCUUCACUCAGGAUCUGCGGGCACCAGGUUGCUCUGGAAGAGUUUGAGGAUGUGGUUCUCGAUCACCUGUUGCACUGGAAACAGGAAAGGGAAAAGGUGGGCCAUGAAUCGAAUGCAGGCUGCAGAGACAGAGGCCAUUUGUACACCUCUUUUGGGGGAUGAACCGGGGUGUCCCAGCAUGAGAACUGCACCCGCCUCUCAGGGAACGAACGGGGAUCUCCAAGUCCUGGGACACAAACGGAGGACCUAAUUCAUAUGCGGGAAAAUCCACACCCUUCCCAGAGUACAGCUGAGAAGACUGAGGCCCCCGCGCCAGGAAACUCAAUUUCCCCUAAGUCUGUAAAAAUGCAUUUUUGGAGGCUUUUUAGAGU